This is a messenger RNA of Cornus florida, 1027 nucleotides long. RefSeq lists its product as uncharacterized. The coding region runs from base 1 to 966 and encodes 321 amino acids. Gene Ontology annotation, molecular function: phosphatidate cytidylyltransferase activity. The transcript has 10 exons. Gene Ontology annotation, biological process: CDP-diacylglycerol biosynthetic process; cardiolipin biosynthetic process. Lineage: Eukaryota; Viridiplantae; Streptophyta; Magnoliopsida; Cornales; Cornaceae. The record is from RefSeq and is a predicted model, not a curated record. Gene Ontology annotation, cellular component: mitochondrion.
AUGGAGGACAAAUCUGAAGAGCUUGCGAGUUUGCUGAAAAUUCUCCCCCCUGCAGAAUUUUGUUGUGUCUAUGGCUCAGCUCUCCAUCCAAAUAAUCGUGACAAGUCAUCAAUGGUAGAUUACAUUCUAGGUGUAGCAAAUCCUCUGCAAUGGCAUGCUGAGAAUCUGAAAAUGAAUCGAGAUCACUAUGCCUCCUGGAUGGUGCACCUUGGCGGGGCAAGGCUGAUUACUGACGUUGCAGAUGAAAUUGGUGUUGGAGUACACUUCAACCCAUUUGUUACCUGGAAUGACAAGAUGUUCAAGUAUGGGGUUGUUCGAAUGGAUGAUCUGAUACGGGACAUACUCAAUUGGGAGAGGUUCUAUCUUAGUGGUCGAUUACAAAAACCUGUUCAUAUACUAAAGGAUAAUCUGGAUAUUUCAAAUGUAAACUCUGUUAAUUUGAGAGCUGCAACGUCUGCUGCUCUCCUUCUUUUGCCUUCCAAAUUCAAUGAGGAAGAUCUCUAUGCCAAAAUAUGUAGCCUGUCAUAUAUGGGUGAUCUGCGUAUGCUUUUUGCAGAAGAUAAAAAUAAGGUGAAGAAUAUUGUGCAAGGGCAGUUUAGUUUAUUCCAAACAAUGUAUAAGCCAUAUCUAGAUGAACAUGCAACCAAUGACUUGUUGAGAUUUUCAUCAUCUGGUGGUCACCAAGAAUCUAGUUUAUCUGCAGUUUCCUCCCUUGUUUCUAUUCUUCCGGCGACGGUCAAAAGCCAAAUGAGGAUGAGAGUAGGAGAAGAGAAAAAAGUUGGUAAAUCUGGUCAAGUUAUACGCGAAGUUGUGAUUAAUUCAAGGGAAGAGGUUGCUGAAUGCAUGCGGAAAGUUGUGAGGCGUAGGGUUAUGAUUUCAAGUGCAAGGCAGGCUGUUUCUGGAAUACUGACUGCUGGUGUUGUUCAUGGAGUUAGAUAUCUUGCAAAUAAGAUGCACAAGGCUUGAAAAUCAUGGACAUGAACUUGAAAUACUAACUGUUGGCACUGUUCAAGUGCAAGGCAUGCCG